Coregonus clupeaformis (lake whitefish) is the source of this 1023-nucleotide messenger RNA. RefSeq names its product sperm acrosome membrane-associated protein 4-like. Lineage: Eukaryota; Metazoa; Chordata; Actinopteri; Salmoniformes; Salmonidae. The record is from RefSeq and is a predicted model, not a curated record. Bases 60 to 464 code for a protein of 134 amino acids. The transcript is spliced from 3 exons.
ACCAGUCUUUUGUCACCGUCAACAAGGAGCUGUUGGUUUUGCUAAACACUUCCGUCAAGAUGAACAAAAUUGUUUUUGGAAUCCUUGCAGUUGUUGCAUCUUUUAUGCUGGUGGAGUCGCUGACAUGUAACAAAUGCGAUGUGGGCAUGGUGGGCGUUUGCCUAAAUGCUGCUGAUCAGGUCUGCACAACCAACACAAGUAGCUGCUUCACUGGAAGAGCCACCUUCCCCUCCCUCACUACUUUCGUAGGCUUCAACACCCAAGGCUGUCUGGAGGGUGCUAUGUGCAACACCACCACCAACGCCACCCUCCUGGGCGCCACCUACACCACCGUCAAGACCUGCUGCGCCACCAACAAGUGCAACCCAGUCACAAUCAGCGGCGCAACCUCUGCCAAGCUCUCUGUCACCGCAGCCCUCGGCGCCGCCCUGGUGGCCUCCGUGUCGGGCAGCGUGCUGUACUAGAAUUAGAACAACUAGAAGACACAUUCUGAUUCUGAUUCCGAAGAACUAGAAGACCGCCCCUACAUCGAAAAUAAAGACUUCACAUCCUCCAGCCUGAAAUAAAUAUCAAUCCUAGUCUGUCUAUACAUCAUGAAAUUACUGUUUUCUUAAACCGGCUUGACAACAGUUUGUUUCGUUCACACUGCAUGUUUAAACCGGCUUGACUUGGUUUUCUCAUGUUUUGAUGCUAUGCUGUCACAUCGUCCUCUCAAGUUGUUUGCCUCCCAUCAGAGUAAUGCACUGAGUAUCCAUAGUCAAGGGCUUUUCAGUUAUCAGCUCAAAUUUUGCAGAGAGAAGCACGUCUCAGAAUGCAUUAAAGACACUCUUUGUUUUCACACAGUUUCUGUUCCUGAAUGUUAAGAUACUUAUUGUUGUGGAAGUCGAUCAGUGUAUUGUUGAAGCUGUAACACUGAAUUCUUAAACCUUCCAUGUGUUUUUUUAUUUAUUUAUCCUUAAGUUACUACAAUCAUCUGUGGUGCGUAUAUUAUGGAAUGAAAAUAAAGAAAAUCCUAGAAAGGAA